This is a messenger RNA of Hylaeus volcanicus, 1882 nucleotides long. RefSeq names its product proliferation-associated protein 2G4. The record is from RefSeq and is a predicted model, not a curated record. NCBI's taxonomy places the organism in Eukaryota, Metazoa, Arthropoda, Insecta, Hymenoptera, Colletidae. Bases 77 to 1240 code for a protein of 387 amino acids. The transcript is spliced from 7 exons.
CGGCUAUUACAGGAAGCAACCAGAAGCAACUGCAAAGGAGAUCUGAGUCACGUGAUCGUAACAGUGUGCUGAAGACAUGGCGGACAAAGAGGAGACUGGGAAGACCAUCGCCGAAGACUUGGUUGUUACCAAGUAUAAAAUGGCCGGCGAGAUCGUAAAUCGAGUACUGAGACAAGUCUUAGAUAAAUGUGUUAUUGGAUCGUCGGUCAGAGAAAUCUGUGAACUCGGGGAUAAAUUGUUACUCGAAGAGACCAGCAAAGUUUUUAAAAAAGAGAAAGAGUUAAAGAAGGGAAUUGCUUUUCCCACAUGCAUAUCGGUGAACAAUUGCAUUUGUCAUUUCUCACCAAUUGCAAGUGAACCGGAUCUUAUACUUAAAGAUGAAGACAUGGUAAAAGUAGAUCUUGGAGCACAUAUUGAUGGCUUCAUAGCAGUUGUGGCACAUACUAUUGUUAUAGGUUCUUCUUCUACGAAGAAAGUUACUGGUAGAAAGGCAGAUGUAGUGUUAGCUGCACAUUAUGCAUCUCAAGCUGCCUUGAGGCUUCUUAAACCAGGUACAGAGACUUACACAAUAACAGGAACAGUGGAAAAAAUCUGUGAGGCAUAUAAAUGUAAACCAAUUGAGGGAAUGUUAAGCCAUCAGUUGAAACAAUUUAAAAUAGAUGGAGAAAAAACUAUAAUUCAAAAUCCAAAUGAUGCACAGAAAAAAGACCAUGAAAAAUAUACCCUUGAAACUCAUGAGGUAUAUGCUAUGGACGUACUGGUUAGCACUGGUGAAGGUGUAGGCAGAGAACAAGAUACUCGAGUUACUAUAUUUAAGAAAACAGAGGAAACGUAUCAGCUGAAGUUAAAAGCAUCGCGUAUGUUUUACUCUGAAGUUACUCAUAAACAUGGUCUAAUGCCAUUUAACUUACGCACUUUCGAAGACGAGAAGAAAGCAAAAAUGGCAGUCAUGGAAUGCGUGAAUCACAGGUUGAUCGAACCAUUCCAAGUAUUGUACGAAAAGCCAAAUGAAUUCGCUGCACAAUUCAAAUUUACAGUCCUGUUAAUGCCCAAUGGGCCACAUAAAAUUACGGGUCUUCCCUUUGACCUUGAUACGUACCAGUCCGAUUGUGUCGUCGAAGAUCCUGAACUGAAGACGCUUUUGUAUACCUCGGCAAACCCGAAGUCUGCAAAGAAGAAGAAAAAGAAGGCCGAGAAGGCAGUAGGCGAAGUGGCAAUGGAAGUUGACGCCAAGGCCUAACACAACCAUUUUAGCGUUCAUCAUGACGUAUUAACAUCGUGCACAUACGUUACUUUUUGUUUAGCAGCUUCAGAGCAGAAAGUAGACACUUGCCCCCACCUUCACCGUACCUCAAUACUUGUUCCUUUUUUGGAACGCAUAAUUUACAAAUUGUGAUUUCCCAUAUCAUCAUGCCCAACAUACAAAAAUUAUAGCUGUUUGUCUCGAGCACUUAUCUAUAUCCGUAUCAGUUCCGAAAGUGUCGAGUUCUGCCCUGAACGAAUCAGACUUUUGUGACACAUUAUGUCGCCACUUAUUGACAUUUACGUUUUUAUACCGGAAUAUCUUUUAAUGGACCAUGGUAUUAUUAUACACUGAACGAUAAUUAUUCAUAAGACAUUUUGCAGCUUACGUAUUACAUUUCAAGCAUGUGAACUUACUUCGCAAAUAAUGUUCGGACUAUAUACGACUAUGUUGUGCGAAUUAGAUCGAUCGAGCCAGAAAGCGAGUCGCACGUGCAUUCAUAUUGUGUUUCUUUCGUGGAAGAAACAACAAUGAAGUAUGAUUUUCAUUUCGUACACAUUUUUUGUAACAGAAACUAUAUUGUGUUAAAAUAUCUACUUAAAAUUUCGUUGCAUUAAAAGAAAAAUUCUUUUAACAGAA